This is a messenger RNA of Exaiptasia diaphana, 1074 nucleotides long. RefSeq names its product mitogen-activated protein kinase 14. Gene Ontology annotation, molecular function: ATP binding; protein serine/threonine kinase activity. Gene Ontology annotation, cellular component: nucleus; cytoplasm. Gene Ontology annotation, biological process: protein phosphorylation; intracellular signal transduction. The transcript has 9 exons. The record is from RefSeq and is a predicted model, not a curated record. Bases 96 to 869 code for a protein of 257 amino acids. NCBI's taxonomy places the organism in Eukaryota, Metazoa, Cnidaria, Anthozoa, Actiniaria, Aiptasiidae.
CUCAGCAUCAGAACUUUAGAAUAUGUUUUACUGGUAAAKGCMGUGGUUUUCUUCCUUCAGCUGUSUUUGAUCAUACUUAAAUCUAAGAUUUACAAAUGGAAAUGCUUCCGGAAGGAUUUUAUCGAACUGAAUCCAAUAAAACAAUUUGGGAUGUGCCUGAGAAGUACCAACGAUUGAGUCCCAUUGGUACAGGUGCUUACGGUCAAGUUUGCUCCUCUGAUGUUAUCACACAAGAGGUUYGUGAUGAAAAGAAAUCUGUUGCCAUUAAAAAACUGGCAAGACCGUUCCAGUCUCCUAUGCAUGCAAAGAGAACAUACAGGGAGUUGAGACUGCUACGUCAUAUGAAACAUGAAAACGUGAUAAGCCUGUUAGAUGUGUUCACUGCAUCAUUGACAUAUAAAGACUUCCAAGAUGUGUACAUGGUGACAGARUUGAUGGGAGCAGAUCUUAAUAGUAUAAUUGACCAACUCACAAAGAUAAUGAAGCUCGUAGGCAAACCAUCUACAGAAUUCCUGAAAAAGAUUGUCAGUGAUUCUGCAAGAAGUUACAUAGCAUCAAUGCCAGAUUACAAAAGGACUCCAUUCAUUGAGUACUUUGUUGGGGCAAAUCCAUUAGCUGUGGAUUUGUUAGAAAAGAUGCUGGAUCUUGACAAUGAUGAGAGAAUUUCUGCAGAACAGGCAUUGGGUCACCCUUACCUUUCGACAUUCGCAGACCCCAAUGAUGAGCCCACUUGUGAAAAAUUUGAUGAAUCAUUUGAAGAAAAAGAACUAACAGUUGAGGAAUGGAGGAAUCUUGUAUAUAAUGAAAUAAUGGACUUCCAACAACACAAACAACAACAAGAACAAGUAGARCCRAUGCARGAAAUGUAGUGCUAUGGAACCUUUCCUUCCAGAAUAAGGAUUGGUUACAUAGUCCUAUGAAGCAUGACAAUAAUGUGAAGUGGUUCUAGAAGCCUUACUUCAACUCUUUAGAGGAAAUUGAUAUAUUCAAAGUCCCACAGCGGAAAAGACAAUGAUACUUGUAAUAUGUGGUCAGUCAGAUAUGAAAAUAAACCUAAGAACAUAAUGAUUUUAA